This is a messenger RNA of Cryptotermes secundus, 2571 nucleotides long. RefSeq names its product transcription factor HES-1-A. Lineage: Eukaryota; Metazoa; Arthropoda; Insecta; Blattodea; Kalotermitidae. Bases 236 to 1267 code for a protein of 343 amino acids. Gene Ontology annotation, biological process: regulation of transcription by RNA polymerase II; regulation of neurogenesis; anterior/posterior pattern specification. The transcript is spliced from 6 exons. The record is from RefSeq and is a predicted model, not a curated record. Gene Ontology annotation, molecular function: RNA polymerase II cis-regulatory region sequence-specific DNA binding; DNA-binding transcription factor activity, RNA polymerase II-specific; protein dimerization activity. Gene Ontology annotation, cellular component: nucleus.
CGCUCUCUCUCGGCGGUCACCGCAGCGCGCUCUCUCACGUGUACAACAAAAGAAUGUCGGAAUGAAGUGACGCAACAACAGUGUUACGAGAUCACGAGAUAUUAAGAAGCUUAUCUUCAGGAAUUCGCUGCGAGUGCAUCAAGUAAUCAAAAUUUUCGUGUGAAAUGAUAAUUGAUUUCCCGAUGUGACAUUCGAGUUCUGAAACCUUUUGAUGAUACAAACAACCUGAGACGCUAUGACAGCGAGACUUGUCAGCAGCAGUAACAACAAGAACAGCAGCAGCAACAACAGCAACAGCGUCAGUUUGGUGAGCAGCAGGCCGUCGGAAGGGCGCAGAGCCAACAAGCCCCUGAUGGAGAAGCGACGGCGAGCGAGGAUCAACCAGUCCCUGGCCGUGCUCAAGACCCUGAUCCUGGACUCGGCUAGGCUCGAGCAGAACACUAAGCAUUCCAAACUGGAGAAGGCAGACAUCUUGGAGCUGACAGUUCGACAUCUUCAGCGACAGAGGACUCUGGGAUCAGCCGUCCUCAACAAGUACAGGGCCGGCUUCCAGGAGUGCACGCGAGAGGUGAGCCGGUUCCUUGAGUCGCCCGAUCUGGCGCUGACGCCCGGUGCCCCCACGCCUGCCCUGGACCCGACUAUAAAGCAGCGUCUGUUACGUCACCUGGACACCUGUGUGGCCGAACUGGACCUGGACAUCGGUUUGUCGUCGUCUGCAGAGGGCAAGAGAGACGCCGUGAAGGCAGAGGCGGACAGCGAGGCGCGGCCCGACAGCAGCACCACGACGGGAGGCGACGAGAACAAUAACGGUGCGCCCAGCAGUGUGGGGGGCAAGACGACCCCACAGUCCACCGGAACCGUCGCAAGUCCGGAACCAGACAUGGAGCCCGUGACGGCCGUGGCCACCACAUCGUCGCCCAUCGCUGCAAGCCCCAACACACUCUCCGUGGUGCAGGUGAUUCCGUCACGGCUCCCGGACGGACAGGUCGUGUUCCUACUCCCUAGCCACUAUGUCCAACUCGCGGCGGCAGCUGCUGCUUCUUCAGAGGUUGGCAACCCUGCACCAUCCUCCACAACGACGCUAUGGGCGAUGAGCAACAACAAAAUGUGCAUCGACAACAACGCGGGCAUUGUUGCUAUCGACGAGUCGCUCGAUACCGAGUCCUCGUCGGAUCAACCGAUCGAUUUCACGGUCGCUAAGAGGAGUGAGGAUGGCGUGCAGGCGGGAGAAGUGAAGGAAGAAGGACCCGUGUGGAGGCCGUGGUAAUGGAGAGGCUGACCGACGGCUGAAUACAUACUGUUGGCAUGAGAACGCGUGGCGCGUUGCCAAGACUGUAAAUAAGAAACUAGGGCUGUGUCUCAUUGUUGUAUAUAUAUUGUGUAGACCCACAUACAGUCUGCUUCCAUUAAUUAAGAAGUAACUUACGUGAAAAUAUGUUCGUGAGGACAUGCUGUAAUUAACUUUACGUCAUGAAAUUCCAUUAACUUCGUCGGGGCCCGUUGCCCAGCUCAGUGCAGCACAUGGCGGCCUGACUGUCCGGUUACUGGCAACGCUGAUAGUUGUUCUCGACAGUGGUGCUAUUGCGAUUAAUGGCUUAGUCAGUCUGGUUAGCGAAUUAAUUCAUUAAAUAUCGACAAACGACUUUCCAACACAGAUAUGUCCGUUCGUUGUCCGAUGUGAAGGGGUGCGUGAACUGGGUUCGAAAUUAGCUGAGUCUCUUUAUGAUGAAGUCAUUAAUAUCCUAAUCUAAUAUAAAAAUACGUAAAUUGUCCAGUGCCCUGUUUCCUGCCGCGGCCCUAACACAGAAGAUAUUGCGGAAAGCACUACCUGCUCUUGCCAAUAUGUACAGUAGCCAUGGCAGUUGCGGCAGAGAUUUUGGAUGUGAUUCGAAUCCCAGUUCCCAGUUCAUUUUUGUUUUUAAAUGCAGUUUCUUAAUCUGAGUGCUAUUUCUGUCUCAAAGAUUUAGCUGCUACAUAACGGGGACACCGAGAGGGUACCGCUGCUUGUAAAGAAGCGCUAAGGGCGAAAAGCCCGCAGUUCCCAGGAAACUCACAGCAACUCAGUCACAUGCACCAGUCGGGUUGGAAACCAACAACCCAAACCGUUGGUACAUUAAGUUACAAUUGCUCUUUCAAAAGGUUUAAUCGAUUGUAGUCGUCGAUUUGUUCAAUUUUCCACUUAAAACGUUAUUUGUUGCAACAAUAAAGAUAAGGUACUAGUGGGCAUUGUUUAACUCGCGCCGACACCAAAACACGGCCUUCGUGUUAAACCCGUGCUGUCAGUCAGGGUGUUGUUUGUGGCGUCGUGUUGAGGACUGGCGACGUGGUGUACCGAUAUUCUCUUUUCUUGGAGAACAUAUCCGGUUUGAGGCCGGCCCACUUAUCUGUAUACCACUUCCGUGUCUGUGUGUGUAUGUCUCACUUUAAAACCAUAUUCUGUAACCCUAAGCCUCCACUAAAAUUUACUGAAUGUGACGUCACAGCUUGUUACAGAUAGGCCUAAGAGUGACGAAACUGGUAGACCACAUGUAUAUGUUGUAAAUAAUAAUGCAAUAUAGAACGUUAAUUUAA